Molecule: messenger RNA, 461 nt
Organism: Paramecium pentaurelia
Lineage: Eukaryota; Ciliophora; Oligohymenophorea; Peniculida; Parameciidae
Source: the annotation of a GenBank genome assembly
AUGCAAAUUUUGUAUGUUAUUUAACCAACCCAUACAGUUUUUCUAUUAAUUUAUUGUGACUAUUAUAUACCAGUAAUUAAAGGAGCAGAACUUCAUCAUAAUCUGAUAGUGAUAAAAUUAAGGUAAUAAAGAUUUGAUAAAAUUUAAAAGACUUUAUACAGCUGAAAAGUUAAUUAAAAAUUUGGUACCAAUUUAAAAUAUCAUUUGUAUAAACUAAUUUAGACUAAUAUUUGAUCAUAUGAAUUCUAGUUUUUGAUAGUAAAAAGAGACUCUCAAAUGAAUAUAGCUAUUUAAUUGAGAGAUCAUCCAGAGAAUAUCCCUUUAAAUUAAAAUAUUGUUUAUAUAGUGGAAGAUCUAGAUUUGGAUAUGCUACUUCAAAUUCAGCAUAUAAAAUAAUUCAGAUCUAACAGCAGCAUAAUUUGUAAUUGAAACCUACAAACAACAUCAAUUAAUUUAAGUGA